This is a messenger RNA of Drosophila ananassae, 2303 nucleotides long. RefSeq names its product protein prenyltransferase alpha subunit repeat-containing protein 1 (gene temp). Bases 635 to 1849 code for a protein of 404 amino acids. The transcript is spliced from 3 exons. The record is from RefSeq and is a predicted model, not a curated record. Gene Ontology annotation, molecular function: protein prenyltransferase activity. Gene Ontology annotation, cellular component: cytoplasm. NCBI's taxonomy places the organism in Eukaryota, Metazoa, Arthropoda, Insecta, Diptera, Drosophilidae. Gene Ontology annotation, biological process: protein prenylation.
AUACCAUCCUAGUGGUCACAUAUUUAUUCGAUUGUCUUAUUCGAUAUAUUUUUGUAUUAUUAUCGAUUUUUAGAUCACAAUUCGUUUUUAGAACAUAUAUUUUUUAGAACAACAAUAACAACAGUCCACGGCACAUAUGCUGCUCCCCCCCAAAAAAAGAGAAAAACCUUUCCAAGCUGCAAUUCGCUGACCGUGAUCCAUCCGAAAUCCACUGGGAAAUCAACAGACCAGUCGCUUGUGGACACACCAUCACAAUAUACCGCAUAUUGGAAUUAGGGAGCACAUCGCGGACUAGAAACACCAACCGUUCGUGCGCCCGGCGGCCACAACAAUAACAAAAUCGCUUUUAAUUGAAAUUUAUUUGUUGUGAUGCUGCUGCCACGGGGGGUUCCGCCGUAGUCCCAGACCCAGUACCACCCCCUCAUCGCUCGGCCAGACCCGGCCCCUGCUGCUCCCGCUGCCACUGCCGCGAAACCUUAAUUAACCGGAUCGGGGAGGAACUGGGCAUAGAGAGCAUGCCAAUGUUAAUUGGAGGCAAUCAAUGUGCCUGAGGUCCCUCUAUCGAACGGAAGAACCGAUCCCGCGGAGCCUCGGAAGCAGUUAGUUCUGCGGAGUUGCCGGAAUCGCAACAAUCAUGGAGGAGGAGCGCAACGAAAAGAAAGUCCUCUGCGAGAAGAUCAUCCAGGACAUAAAUGCGGUAUUCCAAAAGGAUGCAGACCUGGCCUCCUUUGAGAUCAUUCCCAAGGAGACGAACUGCAACAAGUCGCCGGUGGUGCAUGUGGAGCACAACCUGGGCCUGGAGUCGUGGUGUGCCCAGCACGUUUACGAUCAUGCCCAUCGCACCCUCAUCUCUCAUCGCCGCCAGACGUGGCAGCAACAGCUGCGUACCCUGCAACAGCAGCAGCAGAGCGACUCCCUGGCCAAGUACCUGAACGUGGCGCUGCUGAUUAAUCCGGACGUGACCACUUUCUGGCACAUACGCCGCCAGCUGGUGCAGAAGAACCGCCUGACUAUCAACAAGGAGCUGCAGUUCUCCGCCCUCGUCCUGUCCAUCAAGCCCAAGUCCAACGAGGCGUUCGCCUACCGCCGUUGGCUCUACUCGUUCCAAAGCGCCGAUGCCAUCGACUGGCCCAACGAGAUCGGGAUCUGUGAGCGGGCGGCGGAUCGGUGCGCCAGUAACUACCAUGCCUGGUCGCAUCGCCAAUGGAUCCUGCAGAGCGGUCCCUGCCUGCUCCAGUCGGAGCUGCUGCGCACCGAGAAGUUCAUGCGGAAGCACAUCAGCGACUACAGCUGCUACCACUACCGCCAGGUGCUCCUCGGCCGAGCCUACGAGCUCUGUUUUGCCCUGCCCACCGCCGAACCCACCUCCAGUUCGGGCUCUUCAUCGCUGGCCAGCCUCCAGCAAUUAUUGGCCGAGAACUACGGUCUGGCGUGCCAGGCCAGGGCCGAUAGUCUACUGAGCCUGCUGCUGCCCCAUGUAGACCGGAGUACUGUGAGUGAGCAGCGUCUGCGAUCCUUCCUCUACUGCUGCAAUGUGGCUGCCCACGACAUGCGCCUGUGCUCGGAGCAGCGGGCGUUGUACGGACCAAGGGAUUGCUUCGACUUGCAUCGCCGGGCAGCUCUUAAGUUCAUAGUGGAGCAGUGUGUGCGCUUGGAGGCGGGCCUGGCCAGUGGCCCGUCGGUGGGGCAUCCCUCAAGCGCCGCCGAGGAGCUGCAAGCCCAUCUCAGCAGCCUGGACUUUGAGGCGCAUCCGUUUCUGGGCGCCGUUCGCAAGGCAGAGUUCGCCCUGGGGAGCAAGCAUCGAAGGUGGUGUAAUCUCCACCUAAGCUUUGGCUAUCCGGCGGAUUAGGGCAUCCUAAGACACACACACACACACACACACAUACAUACAGCUCAAAUGGAGGUGAAGAACUCAAAAGCUAGGAUUUAAUUGUGCUGUUUGCCCGUUUCUUUGGGUUUAAGUUACCAUGGUUAGUCCAGGAAACGGGCCUCCAUAUAUCUAAUCUAAUAUGUAGAUGAAUGUAUCUAUAUACUCCAUAUAUGUAUAUGUAUAUGCCCCCAAAGACAAAUGUUCAACUAGCCCCGAUAUGUCGACGAUUGCAUUUCAAUAACUAAUGUUAGUGUUAAUUGUUUGAUUCUGUUCUUGAUCUGGUCUGACAUGAUUUGUUAAGUUAGUCCCAUGCUCAGAUGUGCUCUCAGAUUUAAUCAAUAGUUAAGCCAAGCCAUGCACGUGUUUGUUGUUAGCCAAUUUGCAGUUAGUGUUUUUUUUUUUUAAAUAAAACAAAAAGAAUCCAGCCAAGAGA